AAAGACAUAGUAUUAGUUAUAAUAUAGUUGAUACACAGCUAUAAAGUAUCAUUCAUGCACUUCUCCACGUUAGGUGUGCAUUUCAGGCAAUCCAGAACAAAAGUAUAUGAGGUUUUUUUUUUUUUUUUUUUUUUUUUUUUUCAAGAGUUUAUUACAAUGACAGCGGUACACUGAAGCAUGGCUUGGUUAUUCAUGGUAUUGAAGUGCACUGGUACAGGAGACGGCUCUGACAAACAGAACACUGGGCCCUUCAGUUGCUUGUUAGAAGCAUGUGUUCCUGGUCUCCUAGAAACAGCAGAACAUUCUGCCAUAAACUCCCAGAGAGAGGCUCUCACUGCUUCUGCUGUGCUAUUCAUCUGUGUCAAACACUUACAAAUGGAUGUCACAUGCCUCUUGCAUACAACACAUUAUUAUUAAAAAAAAAACUCCCUUUAUCUUGUCGCAAUCCCUUUUAAAGCUGGGGAGAUUUUUUUUUUUUAGAACUUUAAUUUGAAGUUUAAUUUAAUACAGACACAUGUAUACAGUACAACAAUAAUUGUGGAUAGCAGCUCAGAAAACAUUUGUAAGAGGUGUCUUGAGUUCAUAUUGUACAUUUAUAUUGUUGAUCAGAGAAUUUGAUGAACAAACUAUUUUUUUUCUCAAUGUGUAACAAAAUCACUAAAUGUAAAUAAUAAAUACAAAAGCAAACAAAUAGCUGAAACUCGUGUAUCCAGUACUCUCGAUUAAUAGUUAAAUAGUUUUAGUAUCUAAGCGACGCCUCUUGUUGUUGAGGUGUCCGUUACAGAAAACAAACAGGAACGACAGAACUAUGGCCAUGGGAAGAGAGAAAACAUUACCCAAAGGGAAAUGUAUAGAUGGGAAACAAAAAGAAGAAGCCUUUACUGACAGAAGUGGUUGGUGGAGAAACACUAUUAAGAACUAUCCCAUUCCAGGCAGUUACCACAUCCGUGACUUCAUAGAGGAGACAGGACUCAACCCGGUGCCGAGGACGUACAGCUUCAAAGGCCCUGCGCGAGACACACUCAUGUGGACUGUGCGUCGAGGUGGGGAUCUGCUAUUGCCCGGGGCGUAUAACUUUACUGACUCAACCAAUGAGGCUCUGCGACGCCAGGCAACUUACUCUUUCAAAAACUGCCCCAGACCUGACAACCUCACUUUAGGCCUCAGGGAUAAGGAUAUUAACCUCUCUCCCGGUCAUUAUGAUGUUAUGGAGAAGCCUGUCCCCAAAUCACCCUGCAAACACGUGAUGUUCCGAUCAGCUGUACAAAGGGUCAGCUUUCUCCCGAAGGAGGGACCAGCGCCUGGACAUUACAAUCCAAGGCCAAGCACAGGCAUUGCAAUCACUUCCUGCUUUAGGUCUACAGUACCACGGCUGUACAGUGUGCAUUCGGGAACUCCCGGACCAGGUGUGCAUGAGCCCACAUGGCACAGAGGUCAACGGCUCAGCACUAAGGGCAAAGUGGACUGGGCCUAUGACCUCCUUUUUCGCAACAUACCAUGAACUUUGCCCUCUCUUUUGUCUGACAUUCCGACAAAUAUUCCAUCUUGUAAUAUUUCCCAUUCUUUUGAAAGCAGGAUGUUGCCAGCAGGUAUGCGACUGACCUUGUUAAAAUGUGUUUGAAAUAAUGUCAGUUGUUGUUUUAACAUUGAAGUAAGUUCAAAACAACGGUUUAUGCUGAAUAUUUGUAAAAGGGUAAAGGAAAUGUGUAUAAAUUUUAACACGAUUUGUAAGAUAUGACAUUGAAAUAUUAAUAUUGAUUCAAUUUAAAUAAAAAAAUCUAUAUCUGCAAUCUCUGUUAUGUCAUGAGCUGACUGUGUGGCUGCCCAUGUAUUGAACAAAUCUUUGUGAUGACUCUCACAUUCCAAUAACUCAUUCAGCCUGAACAAAGAGAUCAUUGUCACACAAUAAAAUGUCUCGGUUACAAACGGGAGACGUAAUGUCGACGUGACGACGUAAUUGGGAUCCCUCAUCCCUAUUAUUUCCUUGACCCUAUAUAGCUUGACCCUAUUGUUGAGGUCUUGAAUAUUUCUGCUGACAUUAAUGAGAAUGUACAUGUGGGUUGUGUUGUGUAGGCCUAUAUUUAUGUCUUUAUCUAAUA
Messenger RNA from Pimephales promelas (fathead minnow), 2099 nucleotides. RefSeq names its product sperm-tail PG-rich repeat containing 4 (gene stpg4). Gene Ontology annotation, biological process: epigenetic programing of male pronucleus. Gene Ontology annotation, cellular component: germinal vesicle; female pronucleus; male pronucleus. Lineage: Eukaryota; Metazoa; Chordata; Actinopteri; Cypriniformes; Leuciscidae. The record is from RefSeq and is a predicted model, not a curated record. Gene Ontology annotation, molecular function: chromatin binding; histone binding.